Molecule: messenger RNA, 1448 nt
Organism: Papaver somniferum (opium poppy)
Lineage: Eukaryota; Viridiplantae; Streptophyta; Magnoliopsida; Ranunculales; Papaveraceae
Product: glutathione S-transferase DHAR2-like
Exons: 7
Coding region: 200-871 (223 amino acids)
Biological process (GO): cellular oxidant detoxification; protein glutathionylation; ascorbate glutathione cycle
Molecular function (GO): glutathione dehydrogenase (ascorbate) activity
Source: RefSeq, a predicted model, not a curated record
CGUACAAGCAAAUUAUCAACCACAAACAAACUCCCGAGUCAUGCCAAACGGAUGUGUCUUGGUCGACAUCUUAAUCAUUUUACCCGAAAAGAAAAAGAAAUUUUCCCAGUGCCAUGCCAUCUCCUUUAUAAUCUCAAUUACAUAAUCAAUUACAUAAUCUCAAAUUUCUCUGUUUGCAUCACUCAAACAAUCCAUUACCAUGACCACCAUGAAUCUACUCAUCUUUUCUGUUCUUUUGCUCAGCUCACUUGCUGUCUCAACAAUGGCUUUGGAAGCAUGUGUGAAAGCAGCUGUUGGUGCUCCUGACCACCUUGGUGACUGUCCUUUCAGUCAAAGGGUUCUUCUUACAUUAGAAGAGAAGAAAAUUCCAUACCAAAUGCAUUGGAUUGACCUUUCUAAUAAACCCAAAUGGUUCUUGGAGAUUAAUCCAGGAGGUAAGGUACCAGUAGUGAAAUUUGAUGGUAAAUGGGUACCUGAUUCUGAUGUUAUUACUCAAAUUCUUGAGAGAAAGUACCCAAAACCAUCUCUUGUAACUCCGCCUCAAUGUGCCUCAGUUGGAUCAAAGAUAUUCGGAUCUUUCACUACCUUCUUGAAGAGUAAGAAUGCUACUGAUGGUUCAGAGCAGGCAUUGAUGUCUGAAUUGACUUUGUUGGAUAAGCACCUUAAUGCUCAUGGUCCUUAUGUCAGCGGAGAGGAGAUUUCUGCUGUUGAUUUGAGUUUGGCGCCUAAGCUUUACCACCUUGAUGUCGCUCUUGGGCAUUUCAAGAAAUGGAAUGUUCCAAGAAAUUUGACCCAUGUCAAAAAAUACAUGAAGCUGGUCUAUCGACAACAGGACCAUAUGAGCUUUUCCAGCUGUGAUAAACCCACCUGAGGCCACCAGCAGAGAUUAGUUGAAAGAGUUACUUUUCUCCCGAGAGUCAUUCGUCAAAACUGCAGCAAAGAAGAAGUACCUCAUUGCAGCAUGGGCACCCAAGGUCAAUCCUUGAAGAAGAAGAUUUUUGUUGUCAGUCUCAACUCUCAAGCCUUUGGUGUGUAUGAAUCUGAUGCAAUCUGUUAUGUUAAACAGUUGAACUAGAAUAGCAAGUUAACCAGUCAUGUCCUAGUAGUCCAACGGAAUAUCUGUCAUGUCAUGUUGUGUAACAUUUAGCUUUGCCUAUACCGAGCUUCAAAUUCUCAUUGAAGAGCACAUAAGUUCAUGAUGUCAUCACCUACAGGCUUAGAGCAAGGGCAAUGUGAUAGUGUUAGGUUGGUCAAUUUGGUGUUGAAAUUGGAUUUCCCAAACUCCAAAAUUUUGUUUCCUGCUCAAAAUGUACUAAGAAUUGAGAAUUUAAAUUUCAUUUUAAGCCUUAUCAUUGUCAUAUGUACUCUUGCCACGUGUAUCUUGGUGAGUAGCUAACACCAUCUUUAUACGUUGUUCUGUUUCCAAGAUGAAAUUGGAAGGAAUUCAA